Messenger RNA from Phytophthora nicotianae INRA-310, 615 nucleotides. RefSeq lists its product as hypothetical. The record is from RefSeq and is a predicted model, not a curated record. Lineage: Eukaryota; Oomycota; Peronosporomycetes; Peronosporales; Peronosporaceae. The transcript has 2 exons. The coding region runs from base 1 to 615 and encodes 204 amino acids.
AUGUCGUCAGCGCAAUCCCUUCAUCAGCCACGUUCAACUACACUCAGCUGCGUUAAUAGCGACGAUGUCACAAGAGACCCCGAGUGCCAGUUAGCUCGUCUUGAAGACUGGGCUGCCAUGACAACCAAAACUUGGGCGAAAGAGGUGCAGUUAGAGCUUCAAGCGGAACGAGACUACUUGGAGCACGAGGUGAAGCGGCGACUGCAAGCGCUGGUCAUCAACAAUGACAGGGAAGGUCAUGACGGCAACUACAUAGUACGUUGCCUUGUGCUUGAGAGGGGUUUACUUCAGUCGGAGAACCUGAGACUUCAACAGAGACUUAGUGUUUUCGAUCACUUUAUGAUCCAGUCGAACAAAGCCGUUCAAGAUAUUUCUCCUCCCCAAAGAGAGGACUCGGUGUCUCCGAGUGUUCGUGAGGCGAGUCAGUCUGCCCCGUGGGCGACGCACGUAGCCCCCCAUGGACCUGGCUGGCGCGUGUACUUCCCAAACGAUAAGCCAUCGUUCUACUUCAGUCCAUGCACGCGCGAAGAGUACGACUCCAAAUUCGACCAAUGCGAUGAGAUACUCGCAGCGAAAUUACCGGUUUCUUCGAUCAUGGGAAGGCUCUUCGGCUAG